Molecule: messenger RNA, 1707 nt
Organism: Penicillium longicatenatum
Lineage: Eukaryota; Fungi; Ascomycota; Eurotiomycetes; Eurotiales; Aspergillaceae
Product: Zn(II)2Cys6 transcription factor domain-containing protein
Exons: 2
Coding region: 1-1707 (568 amino acids)
Biological process (GO): regulation of DNA-templated transcription
Molecular function (GO): DNA-binding transcription factor activity, RNA polymerase II-specific; zinc ion binding
Source: RefSeq, a predicted model, not a curated record
AUGCUGGAGGCUACAAUAGCAUGGGCUGUGAUUCUUCGAUUAAAAGCCGCGUCGGUGGUAUCAAAUCUCGAUCUGGCUGCAAAACUUGCAACCACAAGAAUUCGAAGAGUCAAAUGCGGCGAGGAGAAGCCAAUAUGUCUUCGCUGCUCCAGCACUGGGCGCAAAUGUGAAUACGCAGGUGCUAAAGGAUCUUCCCCUGCACAUCUCGCCCUUCAUCUAGCGUCUCCUAGCUACAAUUUGUUAGUAUCACCGAAUAGCACAUGUCAUGAGCGCCGUGCCUUUGAGUAUUUUGUCCAGCAUGCGUCAAAAGGACUCGCUGCCGGGAUGAAUGUCGAUUUCUGGACAAAAGUGGCACCACAAAUAUGCCGCACCGAGCCAGCUGUAUGGGAUGCCAUCAUAUCAAUCAGUGUCUUGUAUGAAUACCCUGACCAGUGCCUCGAUUUCCCGCUCCUGAAGCUUCAACAAGUAAAGAAGCGGGGUCUUAGUCAAAUCCAACGAGAAGCCUUGACUUGGUACUCCCGCGCCAUAUCCAGCAUCCACUCUCAGAUUGUGCGCGGGAGAGCGGAUUCAUAUGUCGCACUGAUUAGCUGUGUGCUAUUCAUCUGUAUAGAGGCCAUUCAAGGCCGUGUGGUGGAAGCACUCCAACUUUACGAGCAAGGCGUGAGUUUGAUUCUGAUCUUGCGCCAUCAAGUUGCCACUGGGACGCUUCCUCCCCAUCAGGCCCUACUUUUAGAGAAAACUAUCAUACCUCUAUUUAUACGGUUGGGCUCUAUCUCCUUGACUGUAUCAACAGUCCAAGUUAGCAGAAUUUUCGCCUAUGCCAAUUAUGACUUGAACAGCACAUUCACAUCUCUUGACGCGGCAAGAACUGCGAUCUCUGUUCUAUUUGCGCAAGCUACACUCCUUGAGCGAGAGGCAGUGCCAUAUCGCAGAGCAGCCAUUAGGAAUUUGGUUCCAGGGGCAGAAAUGACUGCCAAGCAGCAAUCACUUCGAAUGCAACUAGACCAUUGGCUCCAUGCUUACACAAAUUUCUGCCAAAAUCACACCCGGGCCGAACCAGUCCUCUUAGCAUACUAUUCAGCUACAUCAAUAUACAUUUCUACAUGUUUGUCGCAACAGGAAUUGGUCUAUGAUUCUUACAUGGCUGAAUUCGCGAUAAUUGUCGAGAAUGCCAGCCUAGCCCUUGCAGCUUCAGGGGGUCCAGGCUGUUUCCAAGCACCAUUCACAUUCGAGAUGGGCCUGGGUCUUCCAUUAUUCUUGACUGCAAUCAAGUGCCGACAUUCACGCCUGCGACGGAAGGCUUUGAAAUUACUUCGUCAAACACCGCCGAUCCAAGCGUUUUUCACGUGUACACCUGUAGCUUUCGUGGCGCAGAAAUGCAUGGAAUUGGAAGAGGAUUACAGUCGUUCUAUCGCGCUUGCGCAUGAUCCACAAGUCUGCUAUCCAUCUCCCCAGAGCUUUAUUUCAGACCUUUCUUCACCCACCACCGCGUUUGAGCAUGAGUCCACCGGUGAAAAUUCCACACAAAUUCCCGAAGAGGCUCGCAUAUGUUAUCAUAACGUCUUCAGACCUCAGCAAGAGUAUUUUGAAGGGGCAGAGGGAGAAAAUACUAUAUACAGGCCAAAUCAGGUCUUGGAAGUCUUCCGGAACCAUUUUGAUACAGUUAGCAACACAUGGCGCAUGAUUUCUCACUGUCUUCCGUUAUAA